Molecule: messenger RNA, 1164 nt
Organism: Brassica napus (rape)
Lineage: Eukaryota; Viridiplantae; Streptophyta; Magnoliopsida; Brassicales; Brassicaceae
Exons: 3
Coding region: 140-871 (243 amino acids)
Source: RefSeq, a predicted model, not a curated record
CAGGAUUAUCGGGGUCUUUAAGGGGGGGGUUUUAGUGUUUUUAGGAUUAAAAAUAAAAGAUAAAUAUGUAAUUAAGGUGAAGACGUCCCUUAAAUGGAGCAUUGAAGAGGCGUCUCUUCUUAACACUUGUCACGCAUUGAUGGCAUUUCUCUCCCGAGACGAAACUAAACCUUUCGUUUGGUCAUUCAUCGUCGACUCCGCUUCUCUCUCUCGUGCUCUCUCUCUCUCUUGCGUCGAGUCGACGGAAUCAAGCGGUGUUCUCUCGUCGACGGAAUCAAUCGGCGGUGCUGUCGGUGUACUCGUCGUAUCUCACCCUCUUCUUGACGGAAUCAAGCGGAAUCAAUCGCUGAUCACUCGACGACUCCGCGUCUCUCUCUCUCACCUCGACGACACCUCGUCUCUCUCCCUCUCCUCGACGAGAACCCUUCUCUCUCCCUCUCCUCGACGACGCCGCGUCUCAAUCUCUCUCCGCCUUGACUCGAAUCGAAAGGUAAUCAUUUGUUCUUGUGUUCUUCUUUCAUGCAUGUCUUUGAUAAGGCUGCUUCUUGUUCUGAUCUCAUGUUUGAUUUGUUUUGUCGGUUUGAUUCUGUUUUGCGAUGGCUCUCUACGACGGCGACGGAGCUCUCUGCGGUGGCUCUCCUCUGAUCAAAAGAGAGGAUCAAAGACGUUUUUUGUUGCUUGGAAAGAGACACGGGGAAGGUUCAUCGAUCAAAGGACUUCAAUUUCAAAGCAAGGUAAGGUCACGGGUGAAGAAGACAAUAAGGUAAUGGGACUAAUCAUUACCAUCAAAGCCACGUACCAUGUUGGUUUAAAACGAACAAAAUACGUGGCAUUGGUAGUAAUGAGUGUUCCCGCUACCGUAUUCAGUUGAAGAUUCACGGGUGUUUGGUCAGGUCACGGGUCUUUCAUGUCACGGAGUAGCUAGACUGAGAUGUACUCGGUUGUGUCAGGUCAUGGGUGUUGGCGUUUUGUAACGGGUGAUCACGGGUGUUGUAAAUUCGCGGGUCUUGUAUGUAUUAUGCAUGUGGGUUGAUCACGUGUGUUGUAAAUUCACACGUCUUGAAUGUAUUAUGCAUGUGUGUUGUACAUAGUUUUGUAUUAUAUGAUCACGGGUCUUGUAUUGAUCACUUCUUGUAUUAUAAAGCCACCAAACUCAUUUCAUCU